AUGGAUAAGAUUUUCGGACCCGCGUAUACCGGCGAUCCCGGCGUGCCUCACACUGAUAAAGACAUAUUUUCCGGCAUUUUCUGGGGAGCCGUCGGGUUUUCGCUCUACUCGGUAGCCGAUCCAUACUAUUGGCAGCACUCAACGGAGCACAACUGGCAUGACAUGGCGUACAUUCACGAGAACCAUCAAUUCAAGAAGGCGUGCCGGCAGAGAAAGCCUUACGAGCCUAAGUGGAACAAAAUGAUGUCCAAGGAAGUGAGAGAAUCUUACUACAACAAUUGGCGUGACUAUUUUCCUUGA
Molecule: messenger RNA, 300 nt
Organism: Closterium sp. Naga37s-1
Lineage: Eukaryota; Viridiplantae; Streptophyta; Zygnematophyceae; Desmidiales; Closteriaceae
Source: the annotation of a GenBank genome assembly